AACGCCUGUUAUCACGAGUGUUUGUAAAAGCUGCGACCUAAUUAACCACAGUGAUAAUAAAAUGCAAACCAUUCUGUUUUAUUUCUAUGAUCGGAGCAAGUUAGAAAUAUGACUUCUUUUGACGAUAUUCUAAAGGAAAUAGGAGAAUUCGGACCUUACCAAAAGCGCGUGUAUGCCAUGUUGUGUUUACCAAGCUUUAUCUUGUCCGCACUCCUUGUUGUUCAGGUGUUUCUUUUAGGAACUCCUAAUCACAGGUGCAAACUUCCUGAAUAUGCAAAUGAUAGUUUUGAGAUUCAAGGACCAACUCACGAAAGGUAUAUUCAAGGCUGGAUUCCCUUGUCGGAUGGUGAUAAAUAUGACAACUGUCAUAUUUUUAUACAUAAUCAUACAGCCGACUCUUUUGCAGAAAAAAUAACAUGUUCAGAAUGGGUGUACGAUGAGUCUGUAUACAAACACACAUUUUCAAAACAGCUGAAUUUGGUUUGUGACGAUGCCAUUAAGGUUCCAAACGCUCAAAUGAUAUUUUUCUUCGGUGUGCUUUCUGGAUCACUUGUCUAUGGUCAACUGUCUGAUAUAAUAGGGCGGCGAAAGGCCUUAUAUAUUUCUAUCGUGAUUCAAUUAGGAUCCUCCCUUGGCCUUAUUGGCAUGACUGAAUAUAUUGGUUUCUGCAUACUUAUGUUUGUUUUGGGAGGUGCAACGCUAGGAGUUUAUAUGACGUCAUAUGUCUUAGGGAUGGAGCUUGUUGGUCCAAGUAAAAGGCUAUGGACCGGGACAGUAGCACCUUUGUUCCUGACUACAGGACAGCUGUACCUUAUUUUGAUGGUUUAUCUUAUCCGAGACUGGAAAUAUUUUACACUUGCAGUUGCAAUACCAGGAUGUUUAUUUCUACCAUACUAUUGGUUAAUCCCCGAAUCAUGUCGAUGGCUUCUAAGCAAAAGUAGAAACGAGGAAGCUUUGCUGAUUUUGAGAAAAGUUGCCAAAAGCAAUAAAACUGUUCUUAAUGAAAAUAAAAUAAAUGAAUUGACAUCACAUCACAAAGAAGGUCGAGUGUGGCAAUUAUUUUCUACUAGAACUCUAGGAUGUUGGUCUUUAAUCAUCUUUUUUAAUUGGUUUGUAUGCAGCAUGUCCUACUACGGUGUGGUUUUAAACACCAGUAAUCUCGGCGGCGACAUUUUCCUGAAUUUCGUUCUGCUUACCAUUGUUGAAUAUCCUGGGAAAAUUCUAGAUGUUCUUUUAUUAGAUAGGAUUGGUCGGAAAAAGUUGUACGUUGCAUACCUGUUUGUUGGAGGACUGGCCUUUAUUGCAACAAUUUGGCCUAUUAUAGAUGGAAAUGACGGACUACACUUUGUUCUUAUUGCCCUAACUAUGGUAGGAAAGCUGUGUAUAACAGGGGCAUUCGGGGCUGUGUAUGUUUUGUCUGCCGAAAUCUAUCCAACUGUUAUUCGAAACACAGGAAUGGGUUCUAGCUCUGCCGUUGCAAGAGUAGGAUCAAUGAUUGCACCAUACAUUGCAAAAUCAGCUGAUCUCGUGAAUGGUGUUACAGGUAAAGCCAUACCUUUAACUUUGUUCGGUGCCAGUAUGUUUAUUGCUGCACUACUUUCGUUGAGUCUUCCGGAAACACUGAAUAGAGAACUUCCAGAAAUAAUACCCGAUGUUGAGAACCUUAAAAGAAAGAAAGUAGAAGUGAAUGUUACCUUGAAGAGUCUGACAACAAUAAAUAAUUCCGAGGUGACAAAUGAAGGAUUUUCUGGCAUUGAGGCAAAUGAUCAAAUGUAAAAAUGUUUAUGUUUUUGUAUGAUUGCGCAUAUCUUCAUUUACUUAGAAUGUUAACUUUGUCACAUCGCAAUAAAGAAUGGAAGUUUAACAAUCAAUUUGUUUUAUAUGUAUUAGACAUAAUAAACGCUACAAACAUAUUCAAUGUGUUCAUAAAAAAAAAACAAUAAAAAAAAACUGAAGAACUCUCAGAUCAUACAACAGUGUCUUUUUUCUAAUAUUUUGAUCAGUUUUAGCAUUUUACAAUAUAAGAUAAUAAUUAUGUUACAAUGAUGAAAGUUCCUUAAUUGGGAUCCUGAUUUGUUACGUGUUCUGUCUAUCGUCUACGAAUAUCCUGUAUGAAAUUGAUCUCGCAACUUUGAUGUAAUUUCACCGUUGAGCUAAACAAAUUGUUUCUUUCAUCAAUUCGGGAAUGUAUUAAUGUCUAGAAUAAGAAAAUAAUAAUUUAUCAAACCAUUAUUCAAGCUUCAUAAUAGAACACUUGUCAUUUUUUAUUAUUUCGAAAAAUAUCUCAUUCUAUUGUGACACUACAUUUUUUCAGAUG
This is a messenger RNA of Ruditapes philippinarum (Manila clam), 2317 nucleotides long. RefSeq names its product organic cation transporter protein-like. The transcript is spliced from 10 exons. The record is from RefSeq and is a predicted model, not a curated record. Gene Ontology annotation, biological process: transmembrane transport. NCBI's taxonomy places the organism in Eukaryota, Metazoa, Mollusca, Bivalvia, Venerida, Veneridae. Gene Ontology annotation, cellular component: membrane. Gene Ontology annotation, molecular function: transmembrane transporter activity. The coding region runs from base 109 to 1776 and encodes 555 amino acids.